Molecule: messenger RNA, 4315 nt
Organism: Anopheles moucheti
Lineage: Eukaryota; Metazoa; Arthropoda; Insecta; Diptera; Culicidae
Gene: trbd
Product: ubiquitin thioesterase trabid
Exons: 5
Coding region: 203-2536 (777 amino acids)
Biological process (GO): cytoskeleton organization; protein K29-linked deubiquitination; positive regulation of Wnt signaling pathway
Cellular component (GO): cytoplasm; nucleus
Molecular function (GO): K63-linked polyubiquitin modification-dependent protein binding; cysteine-type deubiquitinase activity
Source: RefSeq, a predicted model, not a curated record
GCAGCCACUCGUUCUUCUCAAGCAGCUGAUUGACCCAAAUCGUCUCAGUAAACAAAUUGUGUGUGAAAACUUUGCAAUAACAUCUUAUCCGUGGGGUUUCUCGUUGCAGCAGCAUCAUCUGACGAUACACGAACGAGACCAUCUAAUACUAAACAAUCGUCCAUUCGAUUUGGGUGUUUGGAGUGGUGUGCUGACCGCUAGUAUGUCGGGUUCGUCGUCUACGAACAAGCCAGACCAGCAACAGCAUCAAGAACGGGAAACUGAACCGCAGCAACAACCACAACAACCGCUGGAUGAAACAGCUCAGGAACAGCAUUGCUCCCAGCAGCAACCGAAAUGGGUGUGCGAAUAUUGUACAUACGAAAACUAUCCAUUGUCUCUUAAAUGUAUCAUGUGCAAAGGGUCGAAGCCACUUCUUAAGGAGGAUAUCUUUCGCCUAAGUCCAACGCAGCAGCUCAGUGCGACGAAUAGAUCGAACCCAAAUCUGGCGAGUGGUGCUGUAAAAUCGACAACAGUCGCAGAGCUUGAUACCAAUCAGCGAUGGCCAUGCACGGCAUGUACCUAUCUGAAUCUUCCCCACACCAGACGGUGUCUGCAGUGCGACACCGUGCGCAAGGAGGACGUGAUCCCGAUGCAGCAACAGCUCCAACAACAAAAACCAUCUCCCCCAAAAGUGAUAAGCGAGUACGAUAGCAUUAGCGAUCAGUUGAAUGCAAUGAACAUUUGCCGUAGUGCCAGCCCCGGGGACGAUGGAACUGUGUGCACAAGCGAUACUGGAAGUGGUAAGCGGAAUCGCAACAAUUCACCAGCAUCGGGUGCAUCGUACGGUACCAGCUCACGAUUAGCAACGUCCGCACCCGACAGUGAACCGGUCGGAAAGGGCUGUGCGAGCGACUCCAAACACUCACCGUCUCCCGUGUCCUCUUCGCCCGUCAGUACGAUGGGCCGGGCCGUGGCCAGCUCACCGGUCAACACAGGAAAAUGGUUCUGUUCUGUUUGUACGUACGAAAAUUGGCCGAAAUCGCUCAAGUGUUCAAUGUGCUUGCAUCCGCGUGACUCCCCGAGCAGUAACGUAGGAAACAAAAGUACUCAAGCGACCGCUAAAGCGUCCCCGGAACACGACGAGAACAGUAUCAACGUGGCGAGCAACAUCAUGGUAAACAACAAGCGUAAUCAACAGUUUGUCGGCCACGCCGACUCCAUAAACAAUAUGGAUGCCUGCAAGCAGGAACGUUACCUGCAGCUGUUGCGUCGACAACCGGACUGGGACUGGUUGAAUGCAUGCGUCGGUAUAGCGGAAAAUAAUAUUGGCGCUGUGGAAGCGUACCUGGAGUGUGGUGGCGAUCCAAGCCGGGCCCUUACAUCGGCCGAAGCGUUUCUAAUUAGCCGGAACAAUUGUGCAUUUGAUGUGGGCCACACGCUGAUUCAUUUAGCGAUACGGUUUCAUCGCGACGAGAUGUUGCCGCUGCUGUUGGCACAAAUUUCCGGCUCGGGCCCAGGUAUCAAGCGAGUGCCAGCGUACGUAGCGCCGGAUCUUGCCAGCGACAUACGCCGCCACUUUGCCCAAUCGCUACGUAUACGCAAAGCUUCGUUCAACUGCCAGUUCGUGAAUGAACAUGCCACCUUUUCGCUGCCGGCCGACAUCGAGGAGCUUCCGCUGGUGCUGCAGGAGCAGCUGUACGAGGAGUUGCUGGACAAGGAUGCGCAAAAGCAGCUGGAAAUGCCACCGCCCGCACUAAACUGGUCGCUGGAAAUUACGGAACGGCUCGGUUCCCGGCUGAUGGUGCUUUGGAAUCGUAGCGCUGGCGACUGUUUGCUCGAUUCCGUCUUACAGGCUACGUGGGGCGUAUUUGAUCGUGACAAUACGCUCCGACGAGCGUUGGCUGACAGCUUGCACCAGUGCAGCCAUAUCUUUUACCCACGCUGGAAGGAGAACGAACUAUUCCAGGCGGCGUUGCUUCAGUACACCGUCGGUGAGAUGCAGCUAGAGAAAGACUGGAACACGCUACUCUCGUUGGCUAGUCAUCCCGGUUCGUCCCUAGAGCAACUACACAUCUUUGCCCUGGCACACAUCAUGCGCCGACCGAUCAUUGUGUACGGUGUGAAGUACGUGAAAAGUUUUCGCGGCGAAGACAUUGGAUUGGCCCGGUUCGAGGGUGUCUAUCUACCGCUACUGUGGGAACAGAGCUUCUGUAUCACAUCGCCGAUCGCGCUUGGCUACACACGUGGUCACUUUAGUGCACUUGUACCGACCGAUCCGUACUCCCGAAUCGAUGCAACUCGGGACGACCGGGAAGACAUAACCUUUUUGCCUCUAAUGGACUGUGAGAUGAAGCUGUUGCCGAUUCAUUUUCUGACCAAAAAUGAGAUUGGUCGCGAAGAAAUGCUGAUUCGCCAAUGGCUAGAAGUAUGCGAAACCGAAGGAGGAUUGCUUGUCGCACAGCAGAAGCUUCACAAACGUCCAUUAUUAGUCGCUCAACUGCUUGAGGAAUGGCUUAACCACUAUCGUAGGAUAGCGAUCUCGAGGCUGUUUUAAAAUAGAAAUCGUUCUACUUCGUGCUAGCGUGUAGUACAGUAUUGCGGAAGAUCCUGUACAUGUCCGGCUGGUGCAGACAGAUCAGCCAGGCUUUAAAUUUACAACGCUUCCAAGCUAAUCGUUCCCCUAGUCCUGUUGCACGGGUCAUUACGGAAAUGCUUAAAAUUCGUGAUUUUGUCCACUACGGUAGGUUACGUAGCCUGGUUUAGAUAGUAGCGCAUCGUUUCCUUUCUACGAGCACACACACAGACACGUGCGUGUCAACCGAUGGCAUAAUUUUCUCCUUGGCGAAAUAUAUCGCAUUUUUUUUAAGCAUUAUCCCAUUGUGCCGUGGAUGUUGACGCAUAUGGGAUGGCGCAAACAGCCAGCGUACAACCAGUUUUUACCUUUUGCUGCGAAUGUGAAAAAUCAACCUAAAGCUGUGAAAAAUUAAAUGCAAAACAAUUCUAAGCCGUUCCUCUUCCUUCGCGGGAGGUUCGCGAUAUCAUUUUAACUAAAAAGAAGGCAUUACGGUAUGGGUGCUACUUACUCUAUUUGUAUCGAAAUCUUAUCAAGAGAGUAUAUUUUUGUAUCCGUUUUUCUCCACCCAAUAGUAUAUUCCUUCCUAUUGUGUAUCAUGGCGAGACAUAGCCGGAGUUUGUUUUAUGAAAUAGAAAACCAGUGUUUAAUGUCCCUGUUAACAAGUUUAUUCCAAGUAAGAUUCAAACUAUCCUCCCCAUUGAAUGCGUCCGGCCGUUUGAUGAAACGGGGGACAUUUUAAUCCUUUCAUCUACUAGCACACCUAUAUAUGCUUUUCAUGAAUAUAUUCCUCCAAAUUGCUUACCUAUCAAACAGCACUUACUCUCGUUAGGCGCGCAUUGUGCCUUUUUGUAAAAGUAACGCGAAUUAAACGAAUUAAUAUCUCAAAUCCAUAGGCAUGCAAUGGUUUGCAGAGCAUUUGCAAAGAUGAAUUUAAUAGUGCCCGUUCUCGCAUGAAAGUCAAUUUCAAUCCAGAUUGAAUCAAAAGUUGUUUGUUUGUUUUUUCUAAACAAAACUAUACGAAAUAGUUUGCGUGAUAGCGUUGGAGGUUGAACUGGGAAAGGGAUUGCACUUAGUGAAGAAAAGGUGUUACGUUGGAAAUUGUGGAUAAAAUUACACCACUCAUGUACGCACUAUGGUAGGCAAGCGUGAGAAAAGCAGCGCCAUCGUUUGGCGGCCUUUGCGAUAAGACAAGGAAUCUAGUAGAAAGCAGUAACAUGGAUUGCAGCUUGAAGGAUACAGUUGGGAACAGAUAUGAAACUACCAUAGUUAUUUUCCGUACGUGUGUGUGUGUAUCUGUGCGUGUGCGUGUGUGUGUGUGUCAAACACAGCAUAACAAUAGUAGAUAAGCUAAAACGCAGUGCGCUCAGAGGCCGAACAAUAAUAUAAUGAACCUUAUUCUAACAGUCAUGCGCAAUGGUGAAUAUAAAGAUUGCGUGGAAGGCGCAUAGUUUCGCUUAGCAAUGAGUUUCAAUUACAAGCAGUUGCGAAUGUAGUGCAAGGAGAAAAUAGAUCUAAUCUAUGUUGAGGCGGCAGUUUCUUUCGUACUACUACUAUUAAUACUACCUUACCGAUACCACAAAAACACAUUGUUGAAUAUUGUUAAGUUUCAAAGUGAAGUUCGUUUACUUUUUCUGGGUUCAAAACUGGUAGCAUGUAUAUAGUUACGUUCAGCAUAACCACACGCGAAAGCUGUAUGAAGCAUUAUGCAUAUAUAUAUGUUUUAAAAUAAAUUAUUUUUUUGCUCACAAUGUAAACAAU